GCGCGGGGUCGCGGCGCAUGCGCGUGGUCUGCCGUGACCCGGCUGGGGAAGCCCUCGGCGGUGGCCAUUUUGGCGGCGCCUCUCUCCGGCCUGUUCAGUUACCACGUGAGCCGCCGCCCGGGGCUCGGCGCGGGGCAGCCCGGCGCGCAGACGGCGGCCGGGAGAGGCCGGGCCCGCGGCCGGCGAGAGCGCCGUGGUUUGUGGGAGGGAGGGCGGGGGGGUGGGGAGGCGGCGGUAGUAGCAGACAGACUUCGGCGGGGAGGCUCCCGGCAGCGGCGAGCGAGCAGCGGGGACGGGACGCAGCCCGGUCGCCCACCCCCCCUCCCCGGAGCCCUUCGGCGGCGCCCGAGCCAGCGGCGGGGAGAAUGCCGUCGGUGAGCUUGCCGCCCAAGGAGAACGCGCUCUUCAAGCGCAUCCUGAGGUGUUAUGAACAUAAGCAGUAUAGAAAUGGGCUGAAGUUCUGUAAACAGAUACUUUCUAACCCAAAGUUUGCAGAACAUGGAGAAACUUUGGCGAUGAAAGGCCUAACAUUAAACUGUCUAGGGAAGAAGGAGGAAGCUUAUGAACUUGUGCGUAGAGGCCUAAGGAAUGACUUGAAGAGUCAUGUCUGUUGGCAUGUCUAUGGCCUUCUUCAAAGGUCAGACAAGAAGUACGAUGAAGCUAUCAAAUGCUAUAGGAAUGCACUGAAAUGGGACAAAGACAAUCUUCAGAUCUUGAGAGAUCUUUCUCUGCUACAGAUUCAAAUGAGGGAUCUUGAAGGUUACAGGGAAACAAGGUACCAGUUGCUUCAGCUCCGACCUGCACAGCGAGCAUCAUGGAUUGGUUAUGCUAUUGCUUACCAUCUGCUGGAAGACUAUGAAAUGGCAGCAAAAAUUCUAGAGGAGUUCAGGAAGACACAGCAGACAUCACCUGAUAAAGUGGACUAUGAGUACAGUGAACUGCUGCUGUAUCAAAAUCAAGUGCUCCGGGAGGCAGGACUACAUAAAGAAGCCCUGGAGCAUCUUUGUACCUAUGAAAAGCAGAUCUGUGAUAAACUGGCUGUCGAAGAAACUAAAGGAGAACUCCUGCUUCAGCUUGGUAGACUUGAAGAAGCAGUUGAAGUCUACAAAGGGCUUCAAGAAAGAAAUCCUGAAAACUGGGCCUACUACAAAGGCCUAGAAAAGGCACUUAAACCAGCUAAUAUGAUGGAGAGGCUAAAGAUCUAUGAAGAGGCCUGGACUAAAUACCCAAAGGGACUAGUUCCAAGAAGAUUACCAUUAAACUUUUUGUCGGGUGAAAAGUUUAAGGAAUGUCUGGACAAGUUUCUAAGGAUGAAUUUCAGCAAAGGUUGCCCACCAGUCUUCAAUACAUUGAGGUCGUUGUAUAAAGACAAGGAGAAGGUGGCAAUCAUAGAAGAGCUCGUGAUAGGUUAUGAAACCUCUUUAAGAAGUUGCAGGUUAUUUAACCCAAAUGAUGAUGGUAAAGAAGAACCUCCAACCACUUUACUCUGGGUCCAGUAUUAUUUGGCUCAACAUUAUGAUAAAAUUGGACAGCCAUCCCUGGCUCUAGAAUAUAUAAAUGCUGCUAUAGAAAGUACUCCCACUUUGAUAGAACUCUUCCUUGUGAAGGCAAAGAUCUAUAAGCAUGCUGGAAAUAUUAAAGAAGCCGCAAGGUGGAUGGAUGAAGCUCAGGCUUUGGACACAGCAGACAGAUUUAUCAACUCCAAAUGUGCAAAAUAUAUGUUGAAAGCAAACUCCAUUAAAGAAGCAGAGGAAAUGUGUUCUAAGUUUACAAGGGAAGGAACCUCAGCGGUAGAGAACUUGAAUGAGAUGCAGUGCAUGUGGUUUCAGACAGAAUGUGCACAAGCUUACAAAGCAAUGAACAAAUUUGGAGAAGCACUUAAAAAAUGCCAUGAAAUUGAGAGACAUUUUGUAGAAAUCACGGAUGACCAGUUUGACUUUCACACUUACUGUAUGAGGAAGAUUACUCUUAGGUCUUAUGUGGACUUGUUAAAACUAGAAGAUAUACUUCGGCAACAUCCGUUCUACUUCAGAGCAGCACGAAUUGCCAUAGAGAUAUAUUUGAAACUCCAUGAUAAUCCCUUAACAGAUGAAAAUAAAGAACACGAGGCUGAUACAGCAAAUAUGUCAGACAAGGAGCUAAAGAAGCUACGAAAUAAGCAGAGAAGAGCGCAAAAGAAAGCACAGCUGGAGGAAGAGAAGAAGAAUGCUGAGAAAGAGAAGCAACAGAGGAAUCAGAAAAAGAAGAAAGAUGAUGAUGAUGAAGAAAUUGGAGGACCGAAAGAAGAACUUAUCCCUGAGAAAUUGGCAAAGUUGAUCGGAUGGAAGUCUUUCUAUUCUGAAUGUAAGGUUGAAGCACCUUUGGAAGAAGCCAUUAAAUUUUUAACACCCCUGAAGAAUUUAGUGAAGAACAAAAUAGAGACACAUCUUUUUGCCUUCGAGAUUUAUUUUCGAAAAGAGAAGUUCCUUCUGAUGCUUCAGUCUGUGAAAAGAGCCUUUGCUAUUGAUUCUAGUCAUCCUUGGCUUCAUGAGUGUAUGAUUCAUCUCUUCAGCAGUGUAUCUGAAAGUAAGGACCUUCCUGAUGCAGUUAGAACGGUGUUAAACCAAGAAAUGAAUCGGCUUUUUGGAGCAACUAAUCCAAAGAACUUCAAUGAAGCUUUCCUUAAAAAGAACUAUGACUCACUACCACAUAGGUUAUCAGCUGCCAAAAUGAUGUACUAUUUAGAUCCUUCCAGUCAGAAAAGGGCAGUGGAGCUGGCAAUGACCCUGGAUGAAUCCCUCAUUAACAGAAAUCUUCAGACUUGUAUGGAGGUAUUAGAAGCUUUAUGUGACGGUAGCCUUGGAGACUGUAAAGAAGCAUCUGAAACUUACAGAGCAAAUUGUCAUAAGCUUUUCCCUUAUGCUUUGGCUUUCAUGCCCCCUGGAUAUGAAGAGGAUAUGAAGAUCACAGUUAAUGGAGAUAGUUCUGCAGAACCUGAAGAACUGGCCAAUGAAAUAUGAACAACUUUAUUGGAAAAAAAUGACAUUGGACCAUAUCUGGUGUAUAAUAUUUUUGUCACGCACCUGCUGAAUUGUUCUAACUUACACAGAGAACAGAAGGAAAAAAAAAAAGGUUGCCUUCAAAUAGUUUUACUUUUUUUUUAUCCUGCUGACAAAGUAUUAUAUAUGAGAUAUCUAACAUAUUACUGGAUAUAGGUUGUUUGGUUUCUUAAAAAUUAAGAGCUGCUAAAAUUGAAGAAAAAAAACCCUUCUCCUUACCUACCCAUGUUUUUAAACUAAUUUAUAUGAGUGAAAUGUGGCAGCACAUAGCCCUCUGAGCAGGUGUGUGGCAGAAAUAUUACUUUAAAUUUGUCUUGUGAGAUUACUGUUAUCUCAGACAGCAAAAAUGCUGUUUUAGCACUGGAUUCUUUCACUGAGCACAAAGAGUUGAUGGGGCUUUAGCAUCUGACUGAUUUUGAUACGGGGAUGAUUCUGUCCAUAGGAAGUAUGCAAUGUGAAUCAGAAUAUAGAGAAACCCUCAACAUACACGUUAUGUUGCGGAUGCUGGGACAUACGGAUAUCAAGCAGAAUUAAGAAACAUAGUGUGUUCAAUAAGCUUGUUGUGUCUCUGAAAUUCACUGUACACGAUCAGUUCGGUGUUCUUGCACCACAGUUUUUAAUGGAAGGAACCAGUUAAAACACUCUCUCUCUUUAAGUUAAACUGGGAGGGGUUGGGGUGGGCAGAAUCAACAUUGCUGUUUGUGAGAUGAACGUGGCGGCUUAGGUUGGCCAAACUUUUUAAAACUGUAAUGCAAGAACCAAAUAAAAUUAUGCACUGUGAUGUGGCACCAACUAAUUAGAAAGAUCGCAUGCAUUUUUUCACUUAGAGUGAAAACGAAAUGAGAACAUACUAUGGCUUGAAGUUGCAAAGAGGAGAACUCCUGACUACCGUUUUGACAGAUCAAGAGACUAAUAGUUUAAAACCUCAGCAGGCCUUGUUCACGUUAUGCAGAAAACAAAUAAAAAGUGCUGCAGUUUAGAUACCUCUGGAACUUUUCCACAGUGUCACAGGUUUGUAAUACUUGAAGCCCUACAUUUCUAAGAAUAUAUUUCUUGCUCAGUUGUUUCAGGCAAGCCCAAGACUUUGUAACUUUUAAGGGGCCCAAGAUUUUUUUUCAAUAACAGACCAGCUUCUUAUUCCUGCAGUUACAGAUGUAAUUUCCUUUGUCAAACAUAAGGUACCAAAUAUAAUGCAAUAAAACGUUUUGAAAAACAA
Pezoporus occidentalis (night parrot) is the source of this 4254-nucleotide messenger RNA. It is a transcript of the gene NAA15, whose product is annotated as N-alpha-acetyltransferase 15, NatA auxiliary subunit. NCBI's taxonomy places the organism in Eukaryota, Metazoa, Chordata, Aves, Psittaciformes, Psittacidae. Gene Ontology annotation, molecular function: protein binding. The record is from RefSeq and is a predicted model, not a curated record. Gene Ontology annotation, cellular component: cytoplasm; NatA complex. The coding region runs from base 18 to 2999 and encodes 993 amino acids. The transcript is spliced from 21 exons. Gene Ontology annotation, biological process: N-terminal peptidyl-methionine acetylation.